Bombina bombina (fire-bellied toad) is the source of this 2136-nucleotide messenger RNA. It is a transcript of the gene HHATL, whose product is annotated as hedgehog acyltransferase like. Gene Ontology annotation, biological process: negative regulation of N-terminal protein palmitoylation. Gene Ontology annotation, cellular component: endoplasmic reticulum. Gene Ontology annotation, molecular function: acyltransferase activity. The transcript has 12 exons. The record is from RefSeq and is a predicted model, not a curated record. Lineage: Eukaryota; Metazoa; Chordata; Amphibia; Anura; Bombinatoridae. The coding region runs from base 274 to 1785 and encodes 503 amino acids.
CCAAACCAGCCUAUCUCUGCACUGUUCUUCUUCAAACAUAUCAGCCUGAUCUGAACUUACUUAGGGAGCUUCUGAGUGCCUGACCACUUUACUGCCUGGACAUAUGGCUCUGUCCUUCUUGCAAGUGUUCAGCUACAUUCUCCUCUUUAAUAUUUAAUUUACAGAAGGGAUUUUAUCACUUCAACAACACUUCUGAAAUCCUAAAAUCUGUGCUGGUUUCUACACGUUUUUUCAAGGUUGUGAUCCUAACGCUGCAGGUGCUGACCUGACAUCAUGGGGAUAAAGGCGGAACUCCCUCAUUAUGAGCUGGGCUUCUAUGCUCUUGUUGUGAGCGGUGCUUUGGUCUACUCCUUAAGUGGAAUUUUUGAAGCAUCCAUAGAAAGCAUGGAUCGAAAGUCAUUUAAAGAAAGUAUAAAGGAGGGCUGGUAUUACGUUGGUAGGAAAAUGGAUGUCAGUGACUUUGAAUGGGUGAUGUGGUUUACCACGUUUAGGAACUAUAUCAUAUUUGCCCUGUCGGGACAUGUCAUCUUUGCCAAGAUAUUUUCAAUGCUGGUUCCUCAGUACAGGUCACUGGUUUACAUGCUCUAUGGGAUACUAACUGUGCUGGCAAUCAUGGGAAGCAACUACCUAAUGCUGAUCCUGUCUCACUGCUUACUGCUCUACACAGUGUCGCUGGUCAAGCAGAGGUGGCUGUGCCUUGCUGCAGGCCUGUGUAGUCUGGCGAGCUUCAAACUUGAACCAUUCAUCUCCUGGCAAAGUGGAUAUGUUACAGGAACAUUUACUCUUCAAGAUGUCCUCUUCUAUGGAGGCAGUGGAUUUACAAUCUUCCGCUGCAUGAGCUUCGCCUUAGAGACCUGUGAAAGGAAAGAAGGUUUCUAUUCUCCUUUGGAGCUUCUCAAAUACAACUUCUACGUCCCAUUCUUUUUCUUUGGCCCAAUCAUGACUUUUGACAAAUUCUAUCAGCAGGUUAACACCAGUUCUGUUACUCGAAAGGAGAAUGAGAUGUGGAACAUUCGGCUCCAUGCUGUUGUUCAUCUAAUGGUGAUUCUCUUGGUAGAUGUUUUCUUCCACUACAUGUACAUUUUGACUAUUCCAUCAGACUUGAAGUUUGUGAGCCGUCUGUCAGACUGGUCUGUGGCGGCUUUAGCUUAUAUUAAUCUGGUGUAUGACUGGGUAAAAGCAGCUGUGAUGUUUGGUGUCAUAAACACUGUUGCCCGACUGGAUCAUCUGGACCCCCCACAACCACCUAAGUGUAUCACAAUGCUCUACGUCUUUGCAGAAACGCAUUUUGACAGAGGGAUCAAUGACUGGCUGUGCAAGUAUGUCUAUGACUACAUAGGAGAAAACCAUGAUAACAUUAAGAAGGAAUUAAUAGCUACUGUGGCGACAUUUGCUGUAACUACCUUAUGGCUUGGUCCAUGUGACAUUGUUUAUGUAUGGUCUGUGUUCAAUUGCUUUGGACUUAAUUUUGAACUCUGGGUACAAAAAUUAUUCGAACGGGAAUCAUUUGCAAAAAUGGAGGCGAAGAUGUCUGAAUCUAUGUCCAGAAGAAUAAGAGGGAUUUUUGGAGCAGCCAAUUUCUGGGCUAUUAUUCUGUAUAAUAUAUUGUCUCUUAACAGUCUGCCCUUUGCCAUUGUGGUUACCAACAGGAUGUUACUCAAAGGUUUCCCUAUCAGCACUUUUUCAAUUUGGUUUGUAACCUACUGUGGAGUACAAUUGAUCAAAGAGAGAGAAAGACUGUUUGCCAUAGAGGAGGAGAAGGCUGAAAAGAAAAAGGUGGCCUAGCCAAGAUGUCUUCUAAAAUAACCAAAGAAAACACCUUCAAUCAAUACUCUGUACUGAAUUCUGGAGCGUUGUUAGAAAUUAAACCAAUGUAAAAUAAUAAAAAAAAAAAUCUAUGCAAAAGAAUUUAGAUUUGAUAAAUAUUUUCUAUAAUGACUUUGUAGGACUGAUUGAAAUAGAUGGCUGUCAAACCCAAUAGCAUUAGCAUCACAUUAUUACUGUAUUACUGAUGGGAACAAACACUACCAUACAGAGUAAUUAUAAUUUACUUAAAGGGAUAUGCAACUCAAAACAUUUUUACACUGCAUUUAAAAAUCGAUCCAAGUAAUAAAAAUUGCCAAAUAUUUACUAUUA